This is a messenger RNA of Aricia agestis (brown argus), 969 nucleotides long. RefSeq names its product eisosome protein SEG2-like. Bases 1 to 969 code for a protein of 322 amino acids. Lineage: Eukaryota; Metazoa; Arthropoda; Insecta; Lepidoptera; Lycaenidae. The record is from RefSeq and is a predicted model, not a curated record. The transcript is spliced from 2 exons.
AUGGACACCAUCACAUCGUCAUCACAACCACCACAAAUCUUUGGUGAUAAGCAGCUCAAAAGAAAACUAGUUGAUUUGGUUAAAUCGGUAAAAAAGAAAAUCAAGUCAUUAAAUGAGAGCAGAGCUGAGCUCACAUCGAGCCUGCAAGAAACAUUUCAACCAAUCACACAACCCUUGAACACUCUUCUCAAUGAAAUUCAAAUAAAUAACACCACCAACAACCGUAAAGAAAACAAAAGUAAGAGAAAAUCAGUUAAGACACAGCAACAGGACGUGCAGGAUGAUGUGAAUUUAUCCACUAGUAAGCAAUUCACGGAUGAUGAUGAUGAUGAUGGUGAGGCUAGUGAUGAUACUGAUGAUUUUGAAGAUGCUGAUAGUUUGAUAAAGCUUAAAAAUAUUGAGGAUGAUUCAAAAGAAUUAUCUAAAUAUGAAGAAGAAGAAGAAGAAGAAGAAGACAUCCACCGCUUAGCAAAAACCUAUUGUGAGGACAUCACAGCGAAGGUCAACAACCAUUUUCAAGAAAUAUUACGAAAAAAUUUAAAAACCCCACCGGAAGUGAAUUCUAAACCUCAAAUGAAUAAAAAUCCCAAAAAGACCUCUAAUAAUCCUGAAGAAUUAUCAAAAAAUUUAAAAACCCCACCGGAAGUGAAUUCUAAACCUCAAAUAAAUAAAAAUCCCAAAAAGACCUCUAAUAAUCCUGAAGAAUUAUCAAAAAAUUUAAAAACCCCCCCGGAAGUGAAUUCUAAACCUCAAAUAAAUAAAAAUCCCAAAAAGACAUCUAAUAAUCCUCAAGAAUCAUCAUUAUCAGCGUCCUCGUCAUCGUCGUCGUCGUCAUCGUCGUCAUCGUUGUCCUCACGUAAAAACUUCAAGACCUCUAAGGAAGUCAAUUCUAAAUCUCAAACAGCUCAAAAUCCCAAGAAGAAAGACGUCUCCAAACCUGAAGAUCCAUCACAUAAUUUAACCAAUUAA